GGUUCCUUGGAAUUGAAGUAAACGAUGAAGAAAUGCGGUACCCUAUAACGUUGUAAACGAAUUCUGCAUCCUCUAAAACCCCAACCCUGCAAACCGGCCAAACCCUUUCUCGAUACGUAAAUGUCGUCCGCAUCCUCCGCAUCCUCCGCUCAUGUAGUUGUUAAGAAACGAUGGCUUGGGUUUCUCAUCUGGCAGGAGGUCGCCUCUACCGUCGUCUAUCUCCUUUUAUCCAUCUUUUUCCCUUUUCCCGGCCGCAUCCCUGCUGCCAGCGUUCUCUCCUUCCUUGCCUUCAGUCUCUCGCUCCAUCUUCUCUCACUCUCCCUCUUCUUACUGUCCUCUCCCUGCCCUGAACCCUCCGCCUCUAUCGCUGACCUAGUCGCUGGCCUCCUUAGGGCUUGCCUCCGCGCUGUCAUCGGAGGCACAACCAAUGGCGAUUAUUCCGCCGAUUUUCGCCACCGCGUCUAUAGAACUCUUUCUAAGUGUUUCUUCUUAUUUAUCUGUGUGCUAUCUGGGUUUUUAUCGACGGCUGCGCUGUGCGGAAGAGCAGAGCCCGGUGGUGGAAUGAAGUUGGUUGGAUUGGGAAUCAACGGUGCGAUGUUUGGAUUGGUAUACGGUGUUCAUUACCUCUACCAUAAGAGGUGGAUCUUAACAUUUCCAGUCAUUCAGCGUCCGUUUUUCUACAGCUUGAAAAUGGGUCUUUAUUCAUCUCUUAGGGAGGCCCUUAAACUAUCAACUCUGGCAUUAAUUCCUUCCUUGCUAGUGACGCUCUUUGUGCCAGACCAGUUCAGGAGCAGGAGAUCAAUAGGACCAUUUAUCCUUUACCUGGCUAAUUUAUAUACUGGAGUCUCUGUAAUUUCAUUCACUUGGGAGCUAAGUACGCACUUACUUCUGGUUGUGCAUACAAGGAGAUGCCAUUUUGCACCAUCUCGAGGAUCAGCUGCUGUAGAAACAAAUCCAAGUGAAGAGCUGCUUGAAGCGCUGGAACAAAGCAGCCCUAGAUCUCUUUUAAAAUAUCUUGCAUAUCUUGAUUUAUGCAUGGUAUCUGAAAAUAAUGUUGAACCAUGGCGUGCUGCUUUUUUUGAAGAGACUGGCGAAACUUAUAGAAGGGUUAUAUCUCUAUGUUUACGCCCUUUAGAGCAUCUUACAUCAAAACUUGUUGAAGGAUUGGAAGGUCUUGCUGUUGAUAAAUCAGAUUUGUUCUCCCAACAGUUGAAUCCAUUAAAUGGAACUAAUGUUGAUUCAAACCUCCAUGUUGCUUUCAAUGAAUUUCAGCUAUAUUCUUGGAGUGCUCGGACCAUAGCCGCAUUAACUUCACGCUCUUACUUAGAAGAUAGAUAUGGUGUUGCUCAGCUGACUGGCUUAAAUAUUGCAGUGUUAUCAACACUGCUCUCUACCCUGCUAGCAGUGGAGGCUUGCAUGGGGAAGAAGACAAGUUCACAAGCAGCACACUUAAUGGGCCCUUCAAGCAUCGGAUGGGUUACACUAAAAACAGCAAGACAUGAUGGGGCUAAUGUAGUCACAAUAAAGAAGAGAGGUGGUCUCCUUCAUGCCAAAGCUUAUUCCAUGGCUGACAUUCUUAGAACAUCAAUCUAUCAGAUAGUCUCUGUCUUCCAUGCUGAAAUGCAAGCUGCUGCUAAGAGCUCAGGUUUGGAGAAGAAUUGGGUUGCUCUUGGAAAGCCCUUGUAUGGUACAAGGGAGGCCCUAAUACACAAGCUGCUUCAAUUCCUCGAAUAUCGUGCAUACUGAGUUUAGUUAGAUCUUUUUAUUCCUUUUCUUGGUUUAGGAGGUGGAUAAAGUUUUUUAUGAAAUUUUGCACAGUCCACUCUCUAGCCCCGUUUGGAGAUCGGGUGGGUGCUUGACUUCUAGUUUUUGGUAGGGAAGACGAUUUCGUCUCUGUUGCAAAAGCUAAGCGACGUGGGGGGAACUUUCGUUUUGGUGAAUUAUUAUUCAAAUUCACUCAGUACAAGUUGUUAUAACUUUUUAGGCUUGAUAACCAAGAUUUUAUUGAACUUUUUUUUUU
Dendrobium catenatum is the source of this 2020-nucleotide messenger RNA. RefSeq lists its product as uncharacterized. Gene Ontology annotation, molecular function: protein-macromolecule adaptor activity. The record is from RefSeq and is a predicted model, not a curated record. Bases 121 to 1746 code for a protein of 541 amino acids. Gene Ontology annotation, cellular component: nuclear pore transmembrane ring. Lineage: Eukaryota; Viridiplantae; Streptophyta; Magnoliopsida; Asparagales; Orchidaceae. Gene Ontology annotation, biological process: nuclear pore organization. The transcript is spliced from 4 exons.